Danio aesculapii is the source of this 1560-nucleotide messenger RNA. RefSeq lists its product as uncharacterized. NCBI's taxonomy places the organism in Eukaryota, Metazoa, Chordata, Actinopteri, Cypriniformes, Danionidae. Gene Ontology annotation, molecular function: RNA-DNA hybrid ribonuclease activity; nucleic acid binding. Gene Ontology annotation, biological process: DNA integration. The record is from RefSeq and is a predicted model, not a curated record.
CAAAAGGCAGAACUAUUGGCCCUAAUCAAUGCAUUGAGACUCAAGUCUGUCAACUACUCUGAUUCUGCAUAUGCAGUAUUCACAGCCCACGUGGAGCUGCCUGUGUGGAUCAGAUGUGGAUUCACAACUUCCUCUGGCCGGCCUAUUACUCAUGAGAAAGAAGCAAGAGAGCUCUCUGAAGCCAUAAUGUUGCCAGACAAAGUGGCUAUUAUCAAGUGCACUGGUCAUUCCCAAGGAACUGACCUAAUAUCAAAAGGCAAUGAAGCAGCAGACUUGGCGGCAAAACGUGCCUCUGGCUACCUACAGGGUCAGUUUGUGGUCACAUCUGAGCCAGACGUGACAUCCCUCCUACCAGAAUUCUCAAGAGAAUUCUUAUCUGAGCAGCAAGAUAUGGCUGCUCCUGAAGAAAAGUCUGUGUGGAAAAACAAAGGGGCAAUCAGACAUGAUGAUGGCCUUUGGACAGCACCUGAUGGUAGAGCUUUGCUCCCAGCGUCACUAGUCCCAAGCGUGUUGAAAGAAGCCCACACACAUGCACACUGUGGUGAUAAGCAAAUGUCGCGAGCAUUGCAAUCAUGGUGGCAUCCUUUUAUGCCACACUUAAUUUCUGGAUACAUAAAGACAUGUGACAUCUGUCAGAUGCACAAUGUCAAACCAACUAUGAAACCAUCUCAGGGAUCGUUCCCAUUGGCAAAUGGCCCUGGAGAUGAAGUUAUAAUUGAUUUCACUGACAUGAUUGAAAGGGUAAAUGGUAAACGAUACUUGCUUGUUAUGAUUGAUGCAUAUACUGGAUGGCCAGAGGCCUUCCCGGUGGGCAAGGAAGACAGCACUGCUGUCAUUAAAUGUCUGAUAAACCAUUACAUUCCACGUCAUGGUUUUCCAAGCCGGGUCAGAUCUGACAACGGCUCACACUUUAAAAAUGAACAUCUGGCUGAUGUGGAAAAGGCAUUGGGUUUAGUACACCAUUUCGGGGCAGUCUAUCACCCACAGUCACAAGGUAAGGUUGAGCGGUUGAAGCUAACAUUGAAAAACAAAUUGGCAAAAAUCUGUGCACAGACUAAAUUGACAUGGUUUGCUGCUCUUCCACUGGCUUUGAUAUCAGUAAGGAGCUCUGUGAGUAGGGCAACAGGAUACACGCCCUUUGAACUGUUGACUAGUCGCCAAUUUCCUGGCCCACUGACCCCACUACAAUUGGAACCAGUACAACCGUUAUCACACAAAAUUUACUAUGACAAAUUGACUGCUCUAAUUGAAUCUUUUGACAAAAUGUUACCAACUGAUUUUAGGGGACAUGAAUAUCCAGCACCACUACCUGACCGAACUUGGGACUGGGUGAGAUUGAGAAUCUACAGGCGUAAAUGGAAAGAGCCUCGCUGGUCUGCUCCAAUUAAGGUAAUUGCACGCACCUCUCACUGUGUUCGUCUUGCAGGAAAAGGUUACACUUGGUACCAUCUGAGCCAGUGCUGUCCGGCGGACCCGCCAUCCAGAUCAUUGAACGACACCAGAUCAUGCCUCGUCUCAGACAUCAGUUAUUUCCUGCUCUACAAUCUUGGCAACACAUGA